This is a messenger RNA of Hippopotamus amphibius kiboko, 2063 nucleotides long. It is a transcript of the gene THEMIS, whose product is annotated as thymocyte selection associated. Lineage: Eukaryota; Metazoa; Chordata; Mammalia; Artiodactyla; Hippopotamidae. The record is from RefSeq and is a predicted model, not a curated record. Gene Ontology annotation, biological process: T cell receptor signaling pathway. Bases 1 to 1944 code for a protein of 647 amino acids. The transcript has 6 exons.
AUGGCAUUGUCGCUGGAGGAAUUCAUCCACUCCCUUGACCUCAGGACCCUCCCCAGAGUCUUAGAAAUCCAGUCAGGCUUCUAUUUUGAAGGUUCUAUUUAUGAAAUGUUUGGAAAUGAAUGCUGUUUGUCAACAGGAGAAGUGAUUAAAAUUACUGGCCUCAAAAUUAAGAAGAUCAUAGCUGAAAUUUGUGAGCACAUUGACGGUUGUGAGUCUCCACAGCCAUUUGAACUGCCUAUGAAUUUUCCAGGUCUUUUUAAGAUUGUGGCUGAUAAAACUCCAUACCUCACUAUGGAAGAAAUUACAAGAACCAUCCAUAUUGGACCAAGUAGACUGGGGCAUCCUUGUUUCUAUCAUCAGAAGGAUAUAAAACUAGAGAAUCUCAUCAUAAAGCAAGGUGAGCAAAUCAUGCUCAGCUCAGUGGAAGAGAUCAAUGGAGAAAUAAUGGUGAACUGUGGUGUGCUAAGGCAUCAUCAAAAUCACUCAUUUACUUUGCCUUUGUCACAAGAAGGAGAGUUCUAUGAGUGUGAAGAUGAACAUAUUUAUACCCUAAAGGAAAUUGUCCAAUGGAAGAUCCCCAAGAACAGAACACGAACUGUGAAACUUACGGAUUUUUCAAAUAAGUGGGACUUAACAAAUCCAUUCCCUAAAGGCUUUUAUGGUGCUGUGAUUCUCAAGCCUGUUUAUGAAAUUCAAGGUGUGAUGAAAUUCAGAAAAGAUAUAGUCCGUAUCCUCCCCAGUUUAGAUGUUGAAGUCAAAGACAUUACAGACAGUUAUGAUGCCAACUGGUUUCUUCAGCUGUUAUCUACACAAGAUCUUUUUGAAAUGACCAGUAAAGAGUUCCCCAUAGUGGCUGAAGUCAUAGAAGUGACCCAAGGAAACCAGCUACCCAGAAGCAUUUUACAGCCUGGGAAAACCAUUGUGAUCCACAAAAAAUGCCAGGCAUCAAGGAUCUUAGCUUCAGAAAUUAGAAGCAAUUUUCCUAAAAGACACUUCUUAAUCCCCACUAGCUAUAAAGGCAAAUUCAAGCGGCGACCACGGGAGUUCCCAACUGCCUAUGACCUUGAGAUAGCUAAGAGUGAAAAGGAGCCUCUCCAUGUGGUGGCCACCAAAGCCUUUCACUCCCCCCAUGAUGAGCUGUCAUCUGUAUCUGUUGGGGACCAGUUUCUAGUCCAUCACUCACAGAUCACUGAAGUCCUCUGUGAAGGAAUCAAAAAAGUGGUGAAUGUUCUGGCUUGUGAAAAAAUCCUCAAAAAAUCCAAUGAGGCAGCACUGCUCCCUUUGUACAUGGAAGGAGGUUUUGUAGAGGUGAUUCAUGAUAAGAAACAGUACCAGAUUUCUGAGCUCUGUGCACAGUUCUGCUUGCCCUUCAACGUGAAGGUUUCUGUGAGAGAUCUUUUCAUUGAAGAAGACAUUUUGGCUGCUACACCAGGACUAAGGUUGGAGGAAGCUAUCACAGACUCUUAUCUACUCAUAAGUGACUUUGCCAACCCCAAGGAGUGCUGGGAAAUUCCUGUUGGUCGCGUGAAUAUGACCGUUCAGUUAGUUAAUAAUUUGUCUGGGGAUCCAGGAUCAUUUCUAGUCAGGACUCUGGUCGAAGAGAUCACUGAAGAACAGUAUUACAUGAUGCGGAGAUAUGAAAGCUCUUUCCUCCACCCCCCACCUCGCCCUCCCAAACAUCCCUCAGUGGAAGAAACAAAGUUGACCCUGCUAAACUUAGGGGAAGAAAAGACAGUGGGUCUGCCCAAGUCUCCCAAGAGUCUUCAUGUAGACAGAUCCAAGAAACUGCACUCAAAUCAAGCUGGCCUGGAUUCAAAAGUACCAGUUGGUUGUCAAAAUGAUUUGGCAGAUCUGGAGAAAGAAAGGAGAAAGACUGGGGAAACUGCAGUAGCAGACACCAGUGCAACCACAGAAAUCUUCAAAAAUGAAAAAUAUGAAAAAUAACGAGAUGAGACUGAAGCCACUUGGACAGUGAACAUAAAUUUUGCAAUGGAAAAGCAAGCCUAGGCUUCUAGCUGAAAAAAAAAAAAGCUAUUUCCUAACAGACUGCAGAAGAAACUUGA